AUGAUAGACACAUUUGAUGAUAAAAAAGUUUCAAAAAACGAUUCAAUUGUCGAAAACGGUGUGAAAAACACUGCGAAUAUUACAAACAAUGCAUUAAACACACAAUUUGUGACAAAUAGUGUUUAUAGUGAUUGCGAUAAAAGUAUCGACAAUACAAAUACCACACUAUUAAGUGAUUCACAAUUACAUCGACUCAUUCCCUAUGCUUUUAUCGGACAAAAAGAGAAGAAAAUUAUUAAUGAAAACAAUUUAAAAGUAAUUAAAGGAAUGUUAAGUAAACAUGAAUUGAAAAUAUUGAAACAAAAUUGGGAUAAGUUUUGUGAUGAUUACGAAUGCGAUGAAAAUACUAAAACACGUUUAUUAGGAUAUUUUGCGUUAAGCGACAACUAUACUAAACAGGAGAGGAAAUCGUUUCGUUAUUUUAUGAGAAGCUCACAGUUUUUGUUGAGAUUGGCUAACGGUUUGCCUAACCGUAGUAUUUGUGAUGUAUAUCAUUACGCGAGAAGUAAAUUCAAUACAUUGAAACAACCAAAAGAGUUGUCGGAUGAGAUCAAAGUCCAAUUAAAACAAUUGCUAUCACUUUACGGUAGAAAGUGGUCAAAGAUAUCGGAAAAGUUUAUGUGUAAUCCCCAAUCACUGCAAGUAUAUUAUGACACGAAUUACGAUAAAAAUGGUGAACCAUAUGAUAGAGGAAAGUGGUCUAUAGAUGAAGACCGACGACUAUUGUCAUCAAUGAAACGAGUGCUGAAUACCGAUGAUCUUAAACAACAUGUGUUCACCAAAAAUAUUCCGUAUAAACAAAUCAAAGAGUUGGCCGAAAUUAAUAGGAGUGAGUUUAUAGUCGCUAAUCGCUGGUAUAAACAUUUGCGUUGGUCUGUAGCACAAUGGGAUCAAUUGGAGGACCAGUGGACACACAAAGACACCGCACGACUCAUAUAUUGUUUGAUUAGAUAUGACUUCACCGACGAGUCGGACAUCGAUUGGGAUGUAAUUAAGGAAAAGUUUGCAAACAUUUCGUCGUUCAACGCAUUGAUGAGAAACUGGCGUUUAAUUAAACAAACGGUUCCCUCAUUUGAGUCGAAAUCAUAUAAACAAAUCAUUCAUUUUCUUUACGACAAUCUUUUGCCACAAUAUCUCAAUCCAGACGACGACGGCUUAAAAGAGUUUGAAAUAUUUUUUGAUAAUUAA
Molecule: messenger RNA, 1188 nt
Organism: Oppia nitens
Lineage: Eukaryota; Metazoa; Arthropoda; Arachnida; Sarcoptiformes; Oppiidae
Product: cyclin-D-binding Myb-like transcription factor 1
Exons: 1
Coding region: 1-1188 (395 amino acids)
Biological process (GO): regulation of transcription by RNA polymerase II
Cellular component (GO): nucleus
Molecular function (GO): RNA polymerase II cis-regulatory region sequence-specific DNA binding; DNA-binding transcription factor activity, RNA polymerase II-specific
Source: RefSeq, a predicted model, not a curated record